GCCGCGCCAUGGGCUGCCGCUGCCCCCGGCUCCUUGCCGGGCCCCUCGUCCUCCUCCUCGCCGGGCUCCUGGAGCUCGAGGCGGUCUCUGCCUUCUCCGAAGCCGCGAUGGGCACCGCCAGCGCCGAGCCCGGCAGCUCAGGGACUCUGCAGCCGCCGAGCGGGACCCCCUUAGAGGAGACCCGGCUCCAUGUCUUCACCUUGGACUAUCCACACGUGCAGAUCCCCUUCGAGAUCACGCUCUGGAUCCUGCUGGCUUCCCUGGCCAAGAUCGGCUUUCAUCUCUAUUACAAGUUGCCUUCCAUCGUGCCUGAGAGCUGCCUCCUUAUUCUGGUUGGAUUACUACUGGGUGGAAUUAUUUUUGGAGCCGAGGAAAAGUCCCCACCUGUAAUGAAGAGUGAUGUUUUUUUCUUGUAUCUCCUUCCACCGAUUGUACUCGAUGCUGGGUAUUUCAUGCCAACUCGUCUGUUCUUUGAGAACUUUGGUACUAUAUUUUGGUAUGCGGUAGUGGGCACACUCUGGAAUUCUAUUGGCAUUGGGCUUUCCCUCUUUGCAAUUUGCCAGAUUGAAAUAUUUGGCUUGACCGAUAUCACUUUGCUGCAGAGCCUGCUCUUUGGCAGCUUAAUUUCAGCUGUGGAUCCUGUGGCAGUGCUGGCUGUUUUUGAAAAUAUUCAUGUCAAUGAACAGCUUUACAUCCUAGUGUUUGGAGAGUCUCUGUUGAAUGAUGCCAUAACGGUGGUUCUGUACAAUUUGUUCAAGACUUUCUGCCAGAUGCGCACAAUUGAGACCAUUGAUGUAUUUGCUGGAAUUGCUAAAUUCGUUGUGGUGGGGAUCGGUGGAGUGUUGAUUGGAAUCUUUUUGGGAUUUGUGGCAGCAUUUACAACCCGUUUCACCCAUAAAAUCCGAGUGAUUGAGCCACUUUUUGUCUUCCUCUACAGUUACUUGUCAUACAUAACAGCUGAAAUGUUUCACCUCUCAGGCAUUAUGGCUUUCGCUCAUCAUACUGCAGUCUCCUGGGAACCUUCCGCUAGUCAGGGAUCAGCAGAGCACACUAUGCUCCAGACUUGCCCCUCCAUUCUCCAUCGUGCCUGUCAUGGGGAGAGGGAAGAGCUGGAUUCCCCCUUACUGGGGAUAACAGCUUGUGCCAUGACCAUGAAUAAGUAUGUGGAGGAGAAUGUUUCCCAGAAGUCCUACACAACCAUAAAAUACUUCAUGAAGAUGCUGAGCAGUGUCAGUGAGACCCUGAUCUUUAUUUUCAUGGGAGUGUCCACGGUUGGAAAAAACCAUGAAUGGAAUUGGGCCUUUGUUAGCUUCACCCUCCUCUUCUGUUUGAUCUGGCGUGCACUGGGUGUUUUUGUUUUGACUCAGAUCAUUAACAUGUUCCGGACAAUUCCUCUAACUUUUAAGGACCAGUUCAUUAUUGCCUAUGGAGGUCUCCGAGGAGCCAUCUGUUUUUCUCUUGUAUUUCUGCUUCCUGUUGCUGUGAUCCCCAGAAAGAAAUUGUUCAUUACUGCUACUAUUGUGGUGAUAUUCUUUACCGUUUUCAUUCAGGGAAUAACAAUUCGCCCACUGGUGGAGUUUCUUGAUGUUAAAAGAUCGAAUAAAAAACAGCCAGUAGUCAGUGAAGAAAUUUACAAUCGGUUCUUUGAUCAUGUGAAGACUGGAAUUGAAGAUGUGUGCGGACACUGGGGUCACAACUUUUGGAAAGAUAGGUUUAAAAAAUUUGACAAUAAAUUCCUGCGGAGACUUCUAAUCCGGGAGAACCAGCCCAAGUCCAGCAUUGUUUCCCUGUACAAGAAGCUGGAAAUCAAACACGCCAUUGAGAUGGCAGAAAGUGGGAUGAUAAGUACAGUCCCGUCCUCAGCUUCUCUCAAUGACUAUCUGGAAGAUAAAAUAAGGCCGCUUUCCCCUGCUGAAAUGGAUAAUAUGCGAGAAGUAUUAACAAAGAAUCUCUAUCAAAUACGACAUCGAACGCUGUCAUAUAACAGACACAGCCUGGCUGCAGAUGCAAAUGAAAAACAGGCCAAAGAAAUUCUUAUCCGUCGCCGACACAGCCUGCGGGAGAGUGUAAAGAAAACCCGCAGCCUGUCUAGGGACAGACCGGCUAUCACCAAAGCAACACGGUUUCUGUCCCUGCCUAAAGACGCUAGACUGCCAGAGAAAUUACGAAUAAGGAAUAAAACAUCUUUUAGAGUUGGAGGUGCUGACAGCAGUGACUCUGAAUUGGAGCUUCCUACCACAGUGCUCAAUUUAAAACCCAGAGCACAAAAAAUUUUGCAAGACCAGAGCCAGCAGCAGCCACUGCAGCAAUUUAGAAUGGAGUGGAGGAAUGAAGUUAAUGGAGACCAUGAGGGAAGGGUAGAUCGCAGAGAAAUGGACAAUGAAGCUCAAGCAUCCAGAGGGUUCAGGCAACCACUGCUAUCGAGACCAAGAUUUGGAACAGUGAGUGAAGAAAAUGUGACUGAAGAUGUUAGAUCAAUAAGACCAAAGCCACCACCACGAAUAGUCAGGUGGGCAUCAGAAGCUGAAAGGCAUAAAAAUAAAUCUCAGAAUCAGCCAUACUGAAAACAGCUGAAAUAGAACUAUCAAUGAUAAACUACAGAUUUAAAUUAGCAUUCUAAACCAUCUGACUGGACAAUAGGAUCUAUUUUAAAAACUUGGUCUGGAUCCUUUGGGUUGCAUGCCCAUAUCAUUAAUUAACUGGAUGAAAUACUACAACAAAUACUAAACCCAAGACACAAAAGAAAACAUCUUUUAUGAAUAACUUUUAGCAAUGCUGUGACAUGUUCUUUUAACCACUAAGGGGAAAAUGUGCCUUUUAUCACACUAUUAGCUCUGGAACCAAAUAACCCAAGUUUGAUAUUUAUUUAUCCAACUAAGAAUGUUUUAAAAACUCUUACAAUGAAGAGAACCUUUAAAAAUAUUCUAGUACAUUUAAGAUUUUAUUUAUGAUUUAAUUUUGCUUGUCUAGAUCAGAUUUUUAAUGUGAAUAGCACUUAAAAUUGCACUAUGCCCCUGUCCCAUAGACCUUGCAAGACAAAUACAUUUAUCACUGCAGAUUAUUGUUAGAAUGGCCAGUAUAGUAGGAUGUGGUUAGGAGUUGGGAAGGCUGGAACAGGGUCAGAAAAGGAGGACCUAGCUGCAGAAGCAGAUUCUGAAACACAUUCAGUUAAUGGAAAAUGGGCUGUAAAAUCAGGUGAAGGACACUAACUCCUGAGUUGUCCUGAUUCAUACUACCUGCAUUUUUACCUCAGCAUAUAACCAGUGAAAGGUGCCGAGCACCUUCAGUGCUAUGAUGAUUGCUCUCAACUUUCAUUCAUGUCAAUGUGAGUAGAUAGCACUCAGCACCUAUCAGGAUUGGGCUCUCAGAGGAGAAGUUGCAGGCACAUCAAAAGAAUUUGUUUGAAGAACUGGCUCCUGUGUCUGUUUGUGGCUGCUGUGGAAAUGUAGCAGAAUUGUUAUAACACUAGUCACAGGCUGAGGGUGGAUGGUGUCAUGGUGAGACAUGGAGUCAGAUUCAGGAAAUGUGGGUCCAGUUCUGAGUUUUGCUUGUGAAUUUGGGUGGCUCAUUUGGUCUCUAUAUCCCCUCAGAUAUUAUUCCUUCAUCUGUUUUGUCUUUAUCUAGAUUGUAAGCUCGGUGGGACAGGGACAAUCUCCUAUUUUUGUUUGUACUGCAUGUUGCACAAUGGGGCCUCAAUCUCAUUUAGAGCCACUAGACACUACAAUGAAUAAAAUAAAUAAAUACUACUAUUACUACUACUAAGACACUCAUGUCUUUCUCAUUUCAGGUUAGAGCCAUUUUAGUUUUAUUUAUGUUUGAGGAUUGGUGGGGUUUUUUGUUGUUGCAGUUACUGUAAUACUGUUCAGGUUAUGUGGAAUUCUUGUAUCUGUCAAAUGCAAAUUCUAAAUCAUGUGCAGAUGGAAACAUGAUCUUUUUAAAGGCUCACUCAAAGGCCCAUGUCAAGAUGAUGUUGAUUUUUGCAAAAAAAAUGGCCAUUUAGUUACUGUGGGAAUCAGUCACCUGUGCAUGACUAUCUUCUUCUCUUUCGC
This is a messenger RNA of Gopherus evgoodei (Goodes thornscrub tortoise), 4049 nucleotides long. RefSeq names its product solute carrier family 9 member A2 (gene SLC9A2). Gene Ontology annotation, molecular function: sodium:proton antiporter activity. Gene Ontology annotation, biological process: regulation of pH; sodium ion transport; proton transmembrane transport. Gene Ontology annotation, cellular component: membrane. The coding region runs from base 9 to 2564 and encodes 851 amino acids. Lineage: Eukaryota; Metazoa; Chordata; Testudines; Testudinidae. The record is from RefSeq and is a predicted model, not a curated record. The transcript has 13 exons.